GCCGCGUAUUCGGAACGCUCCUCGCGCAUCCGAGCCGGUUUCGAAAGCAUUUUCAAAGCCAUUUUCGAACCGUGUGCGCGAUUCGCUCAUUAAACCCAAAUGGGUGUACAAUAAAAAGUUUUGCCCCAGCCAUUGAGAAAAGUGUGCUCUACUUAUUCUUUUAUUAUUUUCCCGAAGCCAUUGUCACCGGUUGGCGCGUGGAGUGAGUGCCCGAGUGCGUUGCUUAAAUGCCAAUUUAAGUGGCAGGCGUUUAAUCAAGUCAAGUCCCAGUCUCCGACGCCGCCGGUGUCACAAAAGAAAGCCGGAGUCCUCGACAUAGCACCGCUUCUCCGUUCCAUUCCCUGGGAUCUGCUCCCAGCGCACAUUCACAAAAUUCCCCGUGAAAACAUAGCCAUAAAUUAACAACUAAUUCAAUUAACUGCCGACAACGUCAACGAGCGCCGCCUGGCUGCAGCGGGAUUCUGGGCUAGGAGAAAAGCCGGGAAAAGUCGUGCCGAGCGCUGCAUCGCCGCAGGAUAUGCGGUGGGCUGCCUAGGAGGAACUCCUUGUGCCAACCUCCUUCUUCACGCGGACGCAGUGCAUCGUUGAAGGCCGCCAUGAGCGAGCAGAUCGGCAACAGCAACCCCAACAUGACCUUCAGUGGGAGUGGCAGCAACGCCGCCUCCAUCGCCGAAAGUGUGGCGGAGAGCGGUCCGGACUUUGAUGCACUUCGGGCCGCCUGCGAAGAGCGGCUAAACGGCAGCGGUCAACUGGCGGGCUCUGGAGGACCCCACUGCGCCGGCACCUUUGAUGGCUGGCUUUGUUGGCCGGAUACGGCCGCCGGCACUUCCGCCUACGAACUCUGCCCGGACUUCAUCACGGGAUUCGAUCCAGCAAGAUAUGCCCACAAGGAGUGUGGCCUCGAUGGCGAGUGGUUCAAGCAUCCGCAGACCAAUAAAACAUGGUCCAACUACACAACCUGCGUAAAUCUCGACGACCUCGAGUGGAGGCACAGUGUAAACCUGAUCUACGAGGUUGGCUACGGCACCUCGCUGCUGGCCAUUCUCCUGUCCCUGGGCAUAUUGGGAUAUUUCAAAACCCUGAAGUGCGCCCGCAUCACGCUGCACAUGAACCUGUUCGCUUCCUUUGCGGCCAACAACUCGCUGUGGUUGGUCUGGUACCUGCUGGUCAUGCCGAAUACGGAGCUGCUGCAUCACAGUCCGAUGCGCUGCGUGGUGCUACACAUCACUUUGCACUAUUUCCUGCUGUCGAACUACUCGUGGAUGCUCUGCGAGGGAUUCUAUCUGCACACCGUCCUGGUGGCCGCGUUCAUUUCCGAGAAGAGGCUGGUCAAAUGGCUGAUCGCCUUCGGCUGGGGCUCUCCGGCCAUCGUCAUAUUCGUCUACAGCAUGGCUCGCGGUCUGGGCGGCACGCCCGAGGACCAUAUGCACUGCUGGAUGAGCCAAACCGACUACGAUAACAUUCUGGUGGUGCCUGUGUGUAUAUCCAUGUUCCUCAACCUACUGUUCCUGUGCAAUAUUGUGCGAGUGGUCCUCCUGAAGCUAAAUGCUCCGGCCAGUAUUCAGGGCAGCUGCGGUCCAUCGCGAACCAUUUUGCAGGCCUUUCGGGCCACGCUGCUUUUGGUUCCUCUGCUCGGCCUCCAGUACAUCGUAACGCCGUUUCGUCCUGCACCCGGACAUCCCUGGGAGAAUACAUACGAAAUCAUCUCGGCGUUUACGGCCUCGUUUCAAGGUCUGUGCGUGGCCACUUUGUUCUGCUUCUUCAACGGAGAGGUGAUUGCCCAAAUGAAGCGCAAGUGGCGGAUGAUGUGCUUCAGCAACCGACCGCGGACCAAUUCCUACACAGCCACUCAGGUCUCGUUCUUUUGAUUGUAGUUCGUUCGCUGCGGACCGCCACUGCCAGGAGAGGAGAAGGUAUGACUAAAGGACAUGUCGGCCAAGCGACGAGCCUCCUCGGGCCCCCAUAACCACCACCCCCCUGGCCAACAGUCGCCCUCGGAGCAGCAGAGAGCUCGCAGCCAGAGCCUGGUGGGUUCGUCGUCCUUCCUCGAGGACUUGCGCGGCCGGAUGCCGUUCCUAAAGCGCCGCCAAACCAUCGACAACUCCCGCCAGAGCCAGCCACUUAUGGAGGAGAGGGAAUCCGCUGGCGGAGGUUCGCUUCCCCUGGCCAAGCCCGGGUUGGGAGCAGGUGCCGCCGAUAGGCCGACAAUGAUGAGGACCAUCGCGGAGGAUGUUGCCGAAGCAGGCACGGUAGCCACUACCGACGUAGAAGCAGGAGCCACUGGAGCGGAGGAGGAGAACCAUUCCAACGGCAUGGGCACUGUCAUCGUUCGCAUGGAGAGAGCUGGCCAACAGCACAUGGCCGAUGAGGCGCUUUAGAUUAACCUCUUCGAGUCACACAACAUCUCAUAGUUUAAGCCACCGUUAUACCUAAACCAAAACAGGUCAAGAACCCGCAACCCCACCAAAAGCAACAGCCCAUUAAACAAAGUUAUUAUCGCAAGGGGUGUUUCUGAAAUUCCUGGGGCCUACAAAUAAUAUUUCGAGUGUCUUUUAGUGGGCAGACAGCUACAGCACAAUUGUUGGUUCAUCUACGUACUGCAGUUCUUUAAUGUUUAAAAAAACAAGAAGCCGAAGUUUGUGUACCCUUACAGUUAUAAGAAAUGAUCAACUUUAGUAACACUAUGUAAAGUUUUUAAGGAUUGUUGCUGACAUCAGUAAAAUUAAAAAAAAAUCGUUUCUUUCUUUUUUAAGACCAUUUUUAUGACAUCUGUAUGUUAGAGUGGUCCGACUUUUAUUAAAUUGAAUUAUAGGAAGAAGAAAUUAUAUUCCCAAUAUUAUAAGAUAAUAUGUCAAAGCUAUAAUUUGUUUCAUAUUAUUUUCCCACCAAUUUUCCGAUCGUUCCUAUGACAGCUAUAUGAUAAAGUCCUCCGAUUUAAAUAAAAUUUAAUUCGAAAUUAAGAACUAACUAAAUGUUAUUUCCAAGCUUAGGAGCCUAUAUUGUAAAAAACACCAAAGAUACAAUUUUUUCAAAAUUUUCGACUAAUGUUUCUAUGGCAGCUAUAUGAUAAAGUCGUCCGAUUUUGAUAAAAUUUUAUUCGAAAUUCAAAACCAAUUAAAAAAUGUUAUUUUCAAGCGUAGGAGGUUAUAUGUUAAAAAACACCGAAGAUAUAAUUUUUCAUAUUACUUUACCACUAAUUUUCCGAUUGUUCCUAUGGGGCUAUAUGAUAAAGUCGUCCGAUUUUGAUAAAAUUUAAUUCGAAAUUCCAAGCUUAGAAAGGUAUAUGUUAAAAAACACCGAAAAUAUAAUUUUUUUUAAUUUUUUCCCCGACAGUUCCUAUGGAAGCUAGAAGAUAAAGUUGUCCGAUCCAGCUGGUUCCGACUUAUAUACUACCUGCAAUAGAAAGAAGACUUUUGGGAAAGUUUCAGCACGACAGCUUUAAAACUGAGAGACUAGUUUGCGUAGAAACGGACAGACAGACGGACAGACGGACAUGGCUACGCUGAUCAGGAAUAUAUAUACUAUGGGGUCGGAAACGUCUCCUUUACUGCAUUGCAAACUUCUGACUGAAAUCAUUAUACUGCAAGGGUAUAAAAAGUAAAAGUAAAAUUACUGACAAUACUAAUACUUCUGCGUUUUCAAAAACAACAAUUUAACAACACUUUUUAUACCCGUUACUCGUAGAGUAGAAUGGUAUACUAGAUUUGUCGGAAAGUAUGUCAAAGGCGGAAGGAAGCGUUUCCGACAAACCAAACUAAAUAUAUUCUUGAUCAGAACACUAGCCGAGUCCAGUCAUGUCCGUUUGUCAGCCUGUCUGUACGUCCGUAUGAGUGCUGAGAUCUUGGAAACUACAAAAGCUACAAUGUUGGGAUUUGGUAUGUAGAUUCUUGAGCUUCAGCAGGGUGCCACGCCCAUUCUUACGCCCACAAAUCACCUCAGCACUAGAAACCUAGUUCUCACAUUUUUUAAUAUUUUGAAAAAAUUAAAAUGAUAUUAUGUUCUUUCCAUUAAUACCCAAAAAUGAUUGAAAUAGGACGAUACUUUUAAAAGAUGGGCCAAAUAUAUUCAAUAUUUUGCAAAUUCAAUUGAGGUUGCCCACCACAUGCAGCAAAUCAGCCAUUUUCACCAAUACGCCACUAGCCGCUAGAGACGCCACCAGUUGGUGCUUUAUGCGUGGUGGGGCUAGCAAAACACAGAUUUCCUGGAAAUUCCAUCACUCUUGCACUCAUUUUAUCUGCGUAACGGGUAUCCAAUAGUCGAUGACAUCGAUUUAAGAAAAGCUUAUAAAUUCAUGACCACCACUUAAAUUGUAGAAAACUAUUAAAAAUUGUUUAAGGCCGUUCAGCAAAACCUAACGAUGUUAAAGAAAUCUGCGAAAAUUGCAUAGCAUACUUUCAGACACCCGAAAUAUUGUUGAGAAACCUCUGCACAACUUCUUAGACACCCAGAACAAAUUCCUUCGUCGGAAAGGCAAACAUUUAUUUCGCUACGGCAUGCACAUGCUAAGUGUGAGGUUCAAGUAGUAUAUUUCCCGGCUUUCCUUGGUUUUUCCAGAAUGAAAAUGCGACCCUCUUGAACGAGAACAUAUUUAUUGUACCUAUGACUGUAAGAAUUUAUGUGGAUAUUAAAUAUCAUUGUUGUCUUAAAUGUAAAGUGUACUCUAGGACUAGUCACCAACCCCUUCCCACAUAUAUCUCUCUCUGUGGUAAGCUGAGCUUUCUGGCAAUCGCUUUUAGUGUGUCUAUGAAUGUACGCAAAAGUAAUAACAUUUUAAAUAUAUGUAUGUUUACUGAA
Molecule: messenger RNA, 4794 nt
Organism: Drosophila biarmipes
Lineage: Eukaryota; Metazoa; Arthropoda; Insecta; Diptera; Drosophilidae
Gene: Dh31-R
Product: calcitonin gene-related peptide type 1 receptor
Exons: 11
Coding region: 597-1868 (423 amino acids)
Biological process (GO): adenylate cyclase-modulating G protein-coupled receptor signaling pathway; cell surface receptor signaling pathway
Cellular component (GO): plasma membrane
Molecular function (GO): calcitonin receptor activity
Source: RefSeq, a predicted model, not a curated record